Emericellopsis cladophorae is the source of this 534-nucleotide messenger RNA. RefSeq lists its product as uncharacterized. The record is from RefSeq and is a predicted model, not a curated record. Lineage: Eukaryota; Fungi; Ascomycota; Sordariomycetes; Hypocreales; Bionectriaceae. The transcript has a single exon. The coding region runs from base 1 to 534 and encodes 177 amino acids.
AUGUGUGUCUACCGUGGAAUCCUGAUCAAGUGCUUCGGCACCAAGGCCAAAGAGUGCCACAAGUUCGUCUACGAAGUCACCGAGCUGACAGAAUGUGCCAACCCUGAUCCAGCUAACCCAACGGAGUGCAAGAACAGCCCGCACUUUAAGAAGUACCUCAAGGUUUUGGAGGCGUCCGCCCCGCUGGGCGGCAUUUGCGAGUCUUGCUUUUAUGAGCAAGAAGAGGAGUCCAACGGCUCAUAUCCCUUGGGCGGCUUCACUGGCAAUGAUGAGCGUGACGAGGAGCUGGCUAACUUCUUCCGCUCGCCCCUGAAUACGCAUGCCUACACUGGUAAGUACGGUCCCAUCACCCUUCAAGACCUGGCGGCGGCUGCUCUGGCUCGCUCCACGGGCUGGGAGAUUGCCACUCUUCACGGCGGCGCCGAGGGUAUCCAGCUGGACGCCGAAUUUGUUGUAGUCGACUUGCCCUCUGAAGACAGCGAUUAUGAUAUGGUUGACGCUGUGGAGGCUCGCGAGGGUCAGACUGGGGGUUGA